AUGUUCUUCCCAAUCAACAGUCCUGAAAUCGGCAAAAUUUCAUCAUGGAUAAUUGCGACAGCAUUGACGAUGAUUAUCGUCAGCCACAUAUUCAUUGUCAAACAAUUACGUUACCGCCGGAUGAUGCAAAUUGAAGCGCCGUUUGCUAAGUGUGGCAGGGAGUUGUCGAGUAUGACCGUCAAAGAGUCCCACGAGAUCAUCACCCAGCUACAAGAGCUCGAGUUUCCAUACUCCUUCUCCAAAGCUCGCAAACUAGCUCUCCUCAAAGCUGGGAGUGUUCCAUCAAUGUCCAGACUAUUUGCCGUUACAGGCCAGAACAAUAAACGCAACGCGGGGAAACGAUCAGUCGAUACGGAGAUCCUUCUCAGAGAAGUGCAGUCUAAGGCAAGAGACUCGGAUCGAUAUGCGAUGUCUGUGGCAAGAAUGAACUUUCUACAUGCACGAUACCGCCGUGCGAACAAGAUCACCGACCCCGACCUACUUCACACCCUCGGCGACGGCCUUGCUGAGAUAAUCAAUGUAGUCAACAGAGACGAAUGGCGCAAAUUGACCGGUGUCGAAGUAUGUGCUCUCGGCAUCUUCCACAAGAACCUAGGUGAAGAUAUGGGCAUUCCCUUCGAUCUUUUACCCUCGUGUAAAGAAGGCUGGAUGGACGGGUUGCACUUUGCAAUGGAGCUCAAGAACUGGACCGUCCAAUACGAACAAGAAGUCUGUCAGCCGGUGCCGACAAAUGACCAAUACGUCAGAGUCUAUGUCGACUCGGCCCUUUCUUCUUUACCUAGUUCCUUCAGGACAGCACUGAGGAAGUCGCUGGGAGCCGACUUGGACGACGUGGCUCGAUUGAGCCUCAAUCUGGAAUCUCCCGGAAUCCUCCUCUCCACCUUUCUAGCACUAGUUCGCAACUCGAGGAAACUCGGGCUCCGUCACCUUGCCCUGCCGCGCCCCGACUCAUCUGCAGUCAAACUCGUCAACGACACCCCGAACCCCGAGACUAAGCUCUACAACUUUGGACGGAAAAGCCUUCAACCCUGGUACAUGCGGCCAACAACGUGGUCGACUUGGGGUCCGGGUGCAUGGCUGGUCAAAGCGGUCGGUGGGAAGGUUCCGGGCGAACGGGGAAGCAGAUAUUUUCCCCAGGGAUAUGACUUGAUGACCAUUGGGCCUGAGCCUCAGCGGGAGAAGGGGAGGUGUGAGAUGAUAUCGGAUAUGGAGGUGAUCAAGGCAAGGGGAGCAGUGACCUGUCCGUUUUCGCAAGCGAAAGCGAAUACGUUUGCCACUCCUCAACACCUAUGA
Colletotrichum tamarilloi is the source of this 1293-nucleotide messenger RNA. RefSeq lists its product as uncharacterized. Lineage: Eukaryota; Fungi; Ascomycota; Sordariomycetes; Glomerellales; Glomerellaceae. The coding region runs from base 1 to 1293 and encodes 430 amino acids. The transcript has 4 exons. Gene Ontology annotation, molecular function: oxidoreductase activity. The record is from RefSeq and is a predicted model, not a curated record.